Salvia splendens (bonfire salvia) is the source of this 965-nucleotide messenger RNA. RefSeq names its product mediator of RNA polymerase II transcription subunit 10b. The transcript has 5 exons. Bases 107 to 688 code for a protein of 193 amino acids. The record is from RefSeq and is a predicted model, not a curated record. Gene Ontology annotation, biological process: positive regulation of transcription by RNA polymerase II. NCBI's taxonomy places the organism in Eukaryota, Viridiplantae, Streptophyta, Magnoliopsida, Lamiales, Lamiaceae. Gene Ontology annotation, molecular function: transcription coregulator activity. Gene Ontology annotation, cellular component: mediator complex.
UUUUGCCUUAUUUAUCAAUUUUUUGUAUAUAUAAUCGAAUGUGAAUCUCUUUGAGUUAAUCAUUAUAGACUUCAUCUCCAGAAAAAAUCUGAGAGUUUCGACCAAUAUGGAUUCAUCGCCGGCAACCACCGCGGGCGGCGGCGGAACCAACAUUAUGGUCUCGCAAUCAUCCGCUGCGUCGCCUAUGGAUUCUUCCGCCGCCGCCGCCGCCGCCGCAACCUCAGUUGACGAUCCUAAACAGAAUUUGACUCAAGUUAUAAAUUCAAUCCAGAAAACUCUCGCCCUCCUCCAUCAGCUCUACCUCACCGUCUCCUCCUACAAUGUUGGUUCCCAACUCCCUCUCCUCCAGCGCAUGAAUAAUCUAGUGUUGGAAUUGGAUAAUAUGACGAGAUUAGCAGAGAAGUGCAACAGUCAGGUGCCCAUGGAGGUUCUAAAUUUGAUAGAUGAUGGGAAGAAUCCUGAUGAGUUCACACGGGAUAUGUUGAAUGGAUGCAUUGCCAAGAACCAGAUUACUAAAGGGAAAACAGAUGCCUUCAAGGGCUUGCGAAGACAUCUCCUAGAAGAACUAGAGCAGGUAUUUCCUGCUGAAGUUGAAACUUAUAGGGAGAUACGAUCAGCAUCUGCAGCCGAGGCCAAACGAUUGGCUCAAACCCAAAACAUGCUUCCGAAUGGGGAUGCCAAAAGUUAAGAAAGAAAUUUGAGGAACAUUUGGCUCAUGGAUAGAGUUGAUUUGCAUGUUUAUGUUUGGGCAUGUAAAUGAGAUACAAUAUCACUUAAACUUAUAUUGCUAUACAUUUAUUUUCAGUUGCCAAGCUUGAUAGAAACUUUACUGAUUAUUUUGAAACGUUUCAAGGAAUACCAGGUCAUGCCGUGAAGUGUAAAGGUGGCUUUCUAGAAAAUUUGUAAAUAUGACAUGGACUCAAAUUUUCCUUUAAAUUUAAACAAAGUAAAUGGUUUAGUUAUUA